Molecule: messenger RNA, 1611 nt
Organism: Penicillium mononematosum
Lineage: Eukaryota; Fungi; Ascomycota; Eurotiomycetes; Eurotiales; Aspergillaceae
Product: CDC2/CDK family serine/threonine-protein kinase
Exons: 8
Coding region: 1-1611 (536 amino acids)
Biological process (GO): protein phosphorylation
Cellular component (GO): nucleus
Molecular function (GO): ATP binding; cyclin-dependent protein serine/threonine kinase activity
Source: RefSeq, a predicted model, not a curated record
AUGGCGAUCAAAUCCCUGGAAAAGGAUGAGAAUGGCCAGGCACGUUUCUUUGGUUGUUCGAACAUCCGUGACUAUGAAUUCCUCGACAAGCUUGGAGAAGGAACAUUCGGCGAGGUCUACAAAGCAAGGUCCAAGAAGGACGCCAAAAUUGUCGCCUUAAAAAAGAUCCUAAUGCACCACGAGAAAGAAGGCUUCCCCAUUACCGCCAUCCGAGAGAUCAAACUCAUGAAGGCGCUCUCCCACCCAAACAUUCUGCAGCUCAAGGAGAUGUCAAUUGAGCGAGGCAAAGGCGAAGGACGGAAAAAGCCGAGCAUGUACAUGGUCUUUCCAUACAUGGAACAUGACUUGUCAGGACUCCUGGAGAACCCGGCAGUUACAUUCACCGAACCGCAGAUUAAAUGCUACUUGAUGCAGCUCCUCGAAGGGCUCAAAUUCAUGCAUGCAAACCGCAUCCUACAUCGUGAUAUGAAAGCCGCGAACCUUCUAAUUAGCAACGGAGGAAUUCUCCAAAUCGCUGAUUUUGGUCUUGCUCGGCCUUACGAUGAUGCCCCUCCACAACCCGGAAAGGGAGGAGGAGAAUCCAAAAGAGAAUACACUGCACUUGUUGUCACGAGGUGGUACCGUCCCCCAGAGUUGUUGCUGCAGCUACGGAAAUACACAACAGCUAUUGACUUGUGGGGAGUUGGCUGUGUAUUUGGCGAGAUGUUUAAGGGCAAGCCUAUCCUCGCUGGAAACAGCGAUCUUAACCAAGCAGAAUUGAUAUUCAACCUUGUGGGCACUCCCAAUGAAGAAAAUAUGCCCGGAUGGAGUCAACUCCCCGGUUGCGAGGGCGUGAAAAACUUCGGAAUCAAACGCGGGAACCUCCAUAACUUCUUCAAGGACCUAAACCCGGUAGCUAUUUCUCUAUUAGGCGAGUUCCUCCGACUAGACUGGAGGAAACGCAUCAACGCCAUGGAUGCAUUGAAGCACCCAUACUUCACCACCCACCCCCUCCCAGCACGACCCGGCGAAAUCCCCCAAUUCGCCGAUUCCCACGAACUUGACCGAAAGAAGUUCCGCAGCCAGCGGAUGCCAAUGCCCCCAACUCCCGACAUAGCCGUGUCCCCGGCGCCGCCCGUGGAGGCCGACCCAAUGCACCAGGAAUGCAUGGAGGCCAUGGACCUCAUGCAGCUCACGGCCAUCCGCAACGCCGCGCGCCUUUCCCACCUACACAAAGAGAUACCGGAUUACCCCCGCGUCCUCCCGCACCACACAACCCGCCAUGGGAUGGAUCGCAAUCCAACAGACCUGACCACAGAGAUGAUCGCCGAGGUCAAUUCGGACAAGGUCGCCCGGGAGGCAGAUCAGGAAACCUGGACUCUUAUGUUCCAAAUUACAGCAGCAAUGACCGCGGCAGUGACCGCGGCAACGAUCGGUCGCGAGACUCUGGCGAGUAUGGCUCGCAUUCAAAUACCGAUUGGCGCUCGACUAGUCGACGUGAUUACCGUCGGGAUCCUCCACCAAGAAGAAGGAGCCGCAGUCCCGGCUAUAGAGACGGUAGUCGAGGGUAGGGUCAUGAUGUCUAGCGAGUUCUCACUUAAUGCAUUUUACUUAGCCAAUCCGUGUGGAUGA